GCCCACAUCCAAGAUGGCGCCCCCAGGAGCAGGGAGCCGUUGACCGGCGGCGGGUAAGCGGCCUGGGUUGGCCCUCCGAUUGCGGGAUCCUGGGGGCAUCUCGCCGGGGACCCCCUGGCCCGCCUAGAAGGCCUUCCCUGGGCCCGAGCAAUGGCUGCCGAGAAUAGCAAGCAGUUUUGGAAGAGGAGCGCCAAGCUGCCGGGGAGCAUCCAGCCUGUGUAUGGAGCACAGCACCCUCCUCUGGACCCUCGGCUCACCAAAAACUUCAUUAAAGAACGGUCAAAAGUCAAUGCAGUUCCCCUGAAGAAUAAGAAGGCCUCCAGUUUCCAUGAGUUUGCCCGGAACACCAGUGAUGCUUGGGACAUUGGCGAUGAUGAGGAAGAGGACUUUUCCCCCCCUUCUUUCCAAACUCUGAACUCAAAGGUUGCUUUGGCAACUGCAGCUCAAGUCCUAGAAAACCACAGCAAGCUGAGGGUGAAACCAGAACGGUCCCAGUCAACAACAUCCGACAUUCCUGCCAACUACGUCAUAAAGUCCAGCAGUGAUGCCCAGCUGUCCAGAAAUUCCAGUGAUUCAUGCCUGAGGAAUGCACUCCACAAACAGCAGUCACUCCCUCUCCGACCCAUCAUCCCCCUUGUUGCCCGGAUCUCAGACCAGAACGCGUCUGGGGCACCCCCGAUGACUGUCCGGGAGAAAACCCGCCUAGAAAAGUUCCGUCAGCUUCUCUCCAGCCACAACACUGACUUAGAUGAGCUGAGGAAGUGUAGCUGGCCAGGUGUUCCCAGGGAGGUUCGGCCUGUAACCUGGAGACUCCUGUCGGGCUAUCUCCCAGCCAACACCGAGAGGAGGAAGCUGACCCUGCAGAGGAAGCGGGAGGAGUAUUUUGGCUUCAUUGAGCAGUAUUAUGACUCUCGAAAUGAGGAGCAUCACCAGGAUACCUACAGACAGAUCCACAUUGACAUUCCAAGGACGAAUCCUCUCAUUCCAUUGUUCCAGCAACCACUUGUACAGGAGAUCUUCGAAAGAAUUCUAUUUAUUUGGGCCAUCCGACACCCUGCCAGUGGGUAUGUCCAGGGAAUUAAUGACCUGGUCACUCCGUUCUUUGUCGUCUUCCUCUCAGAACAUGUGGGUAAGAAGCAUGAGUACCAAGUUGAACAAGCUCUUGUUCUUUCUCAUCUUUAGUGUGUUUGUUUUCCC
Messenger RNA from Myotis davidii, 1197 nucleotides. RefSeq names its product TBC1 domain family member 22B. Gene Ontology annotation, biological process: activation of GTPase activity. Lineage: Eukaryota; Metazoa; Chordata; Mammalia; Chiroptera; Vespertilionidae. The record is from RefSeq and is a predicted model, not a curated record. The coding region runs from base 151 to 1182 and encodes 343 amino acids. Gene Ontology annotation, molecular function: GTPase activator activity. The transcript is spliced from 8 exons.